GUUGACUGAACGGUUGUAAUGGUGUUUCGCUCGACUCGACUUCAAUGUUUACAUUGUUUUUCUACGAUAUUUUGAUUCUAUUGUGAGGAUUCCUGAUAAAUUGUGGAGUACUUUGCUCAGUUUUUAAUGUGAUAGUUCCAAGUACCAUUUCUGAGUUUUCCGACUAUGUCUUGUAUAAUUAAGGGCUGCAGAUCACAUACUGGAAGGAAAGAAAAUACGGAAGAAGUGCAAGAACUUAUAACGUUUCAUCGAUUUCCAGAUGAUGAAAAAUUAAGAGGCAUAUGGAUUCAGCAAGUUAAUAGACCUAAUUGGUCUUGGAAAAGCCAUAGCAGAAUAUGUUCAAGACACUUUUCAUUGGACUCCUUUCUGCCAAGUAAAUAUAUUAAGUGGAGGCGGCUUCGACCUAGAGCUGUACCAACAUCACAUUUGGCAGACGACUCAGACGAUGACUUAUACACAGACACUUUGGUACAUUCUCCUGUUCCUAACGUUCCUGUGCAUGUAUCUAAUGUACUGCCAAGUAAAAGUGAUAAAAGGAGGCAUCUUAAACCUGGAGCUUCACCAGCAUCACCUUUGACAGACGAUGGCACAUUCACAGACCCUUUGGUACAUUCUCCUGUUCCAAAUGAUCCUGUGGAUGUAUCAAAUGUACUGCCCAGUAAAAGUAAUAAGUCAAGGCGGCUGAAACCUAAACCAUUAUCACAUUUGACAGACGAGGGCAUAUUCGCAGACCCUUUGGUACAUUCUCCUGUUUCUAAUGAUCGCAUGGAUGUAUCAAAUGUACUGCCAAGUAAAAGUGUUAAAAGGAGGCGGCUCAAACCCAGAGAUUUACCAGCAUCACAUUUGACAGACGAUGGAACAUUUACAGACUCUUUGGUACAUGCUCCUGUUCCUAAUGAUCCUGUGGAUGUAUCAAAUGUACCGCCAAGUAAAAGUAACAAGAGGAGGCUGAAACCUGGAGCUUUACCAGCAUUACAUUUGACAGUUGAUGGCACAUUCUCAGACAAUUUGGUACAUGCUCCUGUUCUUAAUGUUCCUGUGGAAGUAUCAAAUGUACUACCGAGUAAAAGUAAGCAGAGGAAGCUGAAACCUGGAGCUUUACCAGCAUCACAUUUGGCAGACGAGGGCAUAUUCACAGACACUUUGGUACGUGUUCCUGUUCCUAAGGUUCCUGCGAAUGUAUCAAAUGUACCUGAUGCAGAAGACAUAGAAGAUUCAGACAGUAAUAUAGAUGUCGCCAAUAUGGACGUAUCAAAUGUAUCAGAUGCAGAAGACACAGAUGAUUCAGAAACUAAUAUAGAUGUCGCCACAAAAUUGGUAAAGAGACAUUCUAGACAAAAGAAGUCAUCAUCUUCGUCUUCAAGCAAUGUAUCAAAUGUAUCUGAUGUAGAAUACAUCGAAGAUUCAGAUAAUAAUAUAGAUGCCGCCACAAAAUUGGUCAAGGCACCAACCUUCAAUGCAAAACCAAGACAAAAGAGGUCAUCAUCUUCAUCUUCGAGCAAUGUAUCAAAUGUAUCUGAUGCAGAAGACAUAUUAGAAGAUUCAGAUAAUGAUAUAGAUGCCACAAAAUUGGUCAAGGCACCAACCGUCAAUGCAAAACUACGACACAAGAAGUCAAGCAAGGCAUCUUCAAGCAAUCAAGUCGGACCGAAAAUGUCAAGAUUGCAGCGUCAACUAGAAAAAAUUAAAAAAUUUAAAAUAAGUAAAAAUAACACGUGUUCUACAUGCGAUCAGUGCGUCCUACAUGAAAAAACCAUCUUAAUAUUGCAAAAAGAAGUGAAAAGACUUCAAAAAGUUUCUCAUAGACGCAAUGUGAGAAUAAAUACUUUAGCAAAGCGUCUGUCACGCUACAGUCGCUGGACCAUGCUCGAUGAGAUAGAGGCCCCUGUGGCCGAUAACGUAGCCCCUAUGGCCAAUAAUGUGGCCCCUAUGGCCAAUAAUGUGGCCCCUGUGGCCAGUAACAUAGUGACCCCUAUGGCCAAAAAUAUAGAGUUGGUUAUUGUUUGUUAGCUCAAUGACAGUAACUUUACUACUUGGCAAAAAAAGAGUAGAAAUGGCUGAAAUUAAAGGUUUGCAAUUCAAUUAACUUAAAUAAAAAAUAUAAGAUUUAAUGUAAUUUUUAAAACCCCUUGAGUUGCAGGCGUCCAUAGUUUACGGUGGCCGCUUUCCAUCAGGCGGGCCGUAUACCUGUUUGCCACUGGUGGUAUAAAAAAAACUGCAAUGUUUUUCAAGCCUUCGGUAAAUGUGUCAUAUACUUAUAAAUUUCGAAAUUUUUGCCGCCGUGACCGAAUGGCCGAACGGUUCAGGCAUCCGUCGCGUAAACGGAGGAUGCUGGUUCGAAUCCAGCUUUGGACACUUGGAGGCCUUGUCAUUGUUUCUUUGUAUCAUCAUCAUCAUUCGCCUGCCCUUAUCCCAGUCAUUUUAGGGUUGGCUUCUUGUAUUCAUUUAUAUCAGUUUAAAAGUAGUGUGAUGUGACUACUAAAAAUACAAAUAUUUUGUAUGAAAAUAAUGUAAUUUGUUCUAAGAGUAUUGUACACAAACUAAUAUUAUUGUACCUAGUAAUAGUUAACUACAGCAGUAUUUGAUUAACUAAGUUAUUAAGAUUGCCGCGACUGUGCAGGAGGGUCCAUGUUAUGUACCUACCUAAUUACGUCUGUGUAAUAUAUGUAUGCAAUAAA
This is a messenger RNA of Leguminivora glycinivorella, 2678 nucleotides long. RefSeq lists its product as uncharacterized. Gene Ontology annotation, molecular function: sequence-specific DNA binding. The record is from RefSeq and is a predicted model, not a curated record. Bases 166 to 2010 code for a protein of 614 amino acids. The transcript is spliced from 11 exons. Lineage: Eukaryota; Metazoa; Arthropoda; Insecta; Lepidoptera; Tortricidae.